Messenger RNA from Gadus chalcogrammus (walleye pollock), 3751 nucleotides. It is a transcript of the gene srsf5b, whose product is annotated as serine and arginine rich splicing factor 5b. Gene Ontology annotation, molecular function: mRNA binding. NCBI's taxonomy places the organism in Eukaryota, Metazoa, Chordata, Actinopteri, Gadiformes, Gadidae. The record is from RefSeq and is a predicted model, not a curated record. Gene Ontology annotation, cellular component: cytoplasm; ribonucleoprotein complex; nucleus. Bases 115 to 1587 code for a protein of 490 amino acids. The transcript is spliced from 8 exons.
UUCUGUUGAAUAAAAAAGCGACUCCAUUUUGUGGGGAGGUUGUUUGCUGUUUACUCGCGUUCAGACAAGGAAGCGUUUCGUCCUUUCUCCGUAAAACAAAAGAAGACUCUGAACAUGAGUGGUUGUCGUAUCUUCAUCGGUCGCCUGAACCCCUCGGCCCGGGAGAAGGACGUGGAGAGGUUCUUUAAAGGGUACGGCCGCAUCCGAGACAUCGACCUCAAGAGGGGCUUCGGCUUUGUGGAAUUUGACGACCCCAGGGACGCGGAAGAUGCGGUCUAUGAGCUUGAUGGCAAAGAGCUCUGCAACGAGAGGGUGACCAUUGAGCAUGCCCGUGUGCGUCUGCGUGGUGGGCGCGGCAGGGGUGGCGGAGGUGGAAGUGGUAGCGAUAGAGGAGGCGGAGGAGGACGCUUCCCUGAUCGCUAUGGCCGGGGUUCCCAGGAUGGUCGCAGUCGGAAUCCUCCUCCGAUGCGGACGGAGAACCGUCUGAUCGUGGAGAACCUGUCGUCACGGGUCAGCUGGCAGGACUUGAAGGAUUUCAUGAGACAAGCAGGGGAGGUGACGUUUGCAGACGCCCACCGGCCCAAGCUCAACGAAGGGGUGGUUGAGUUUGCCUCUUACAGCGACCUGAAAAACGCUCUUGAAAAACUGUCUGGCAAGGAAAUCAAUGGAAGGAAAAUCAAGUUGGUUGAAGCAGCCAAAAAGAGGUCCCGGAGCCGCUCCCGCUCCAACAGCUCUUCGCGUUCCCGCUCCCGCUCCCGUUCCCACGGGCGCUCCCGCUCCCGCACGCCGCAGGGCUCCCGUUCUCGCUCCCGCUCCCGCACUCCCCGGCCGUACAAUCGCUCCCGCUCCGGAUCACCUCGAGGUGGGUCCCCGCGGAGGGGUGGGUCCCCGCGGAGAGGUGGGUCCCCACGAGGAGGGUCCCCACGCAGAGCUUCCCCACGAGGAGGGUCCCCACGCAGAGCUUCCCCACGAGGAGGGUCCCCACGCAGAGCGUCCCCACGAGGAGGGUCCCCACGCAGAGCCUCCCCACGGGGAGGGUCCCCACGCAGAGCGUCCCCACGGGGAGGGUCCCCUAGGGCAGGGUCUCCACGGAGAGCGUCCCCACGCGGAGGGUCUCCACGGAGAGCAUCACCUAGAGGAGGGUCCCCACGAGGAGGCUCCCCACGCAGAGCGUCCCCUCGGGGAGGGUCCCCACGCAGGGCAUCUCCUAGAGGAGGGUCCCCACGGAGAGCGUCCCCUCGGGGAGGGUCCCCACGCAGGGCAUCACCUAGAGGAGGGUCCCCACGGAGAGCGUCCCCUCGGGGAGGGUCCCCACGCAGAGCGUCCCCACGGGGUGGAUCCCCACGAGGAGGGUCCCCCCGCAGAGCGUCCCCGCGGAGAGGGUCCCCGCCCUCGGCCGUCCGUGCCGCCUCCAAGGAGCCGGCGGUCAAGCGCUCCACCUCCGUCACCAACAACAAGGCCUGCGAGACGGCCGCCCCGCACUCCCCCCCGCCCGCCCAGCGAGCCUCGCGCUCCAGGUCCCGGUCCAGGUCCCGGUCCCACUCUCGAUCCCGGUCCAGGUCCCCGUCCCCCGAUGGCCGGCGCUGAGCGGACCGGCCUACCCCAUACUCGGUCACAUGCACACAUACGCGCUCCCACUCGUUCACCCCCUGUCCAAGGAAUGGUCAUCACAGCCUCCUCCAGUCAGUGCGGCUCUUUGUCACAGUUUGUAGUUACUGGCAGCUGUAGCGUUAUGGUCUGUUGUGGCGAUACGGGGGGAGCAAGGGCGUGGAAGAACACUGAAUACACUCACCCAUCCCCCUGCAACACAUAGAAACUCACACACUCGCGCGCACACACACAUUUUUAUUGAUGGUUCCGCUUUCAGGGACUCUAUGAGGCCAGAUGUUGAUGAGCGAUGCGCUUCGGUUACUUAGAAUGCAACUUUCUUCCUGUUUUUUGUUCACCCCCCCCCCCCCAUUUGUGCUCAGAGGUCCAGUAGAGAAGAUGUAGGCUUACAUCCCACCUUGUCUCUGCCCCUUCCGUUUAGGUUCUAUACAAAUGUGUGGGCCUGAUUUGACUUUUUUUGUUUCUUUUUCAUGAUCUAUCAAUGUAUGGUCAUGGUGUCAUUAAAAGUAGAAACCAUGCAUUUGCUUUGGAUUUUUGUAUAUUUCUAUUUGUACUCUGACAUUUUUUUAAUUUACGAAUACGGUCCGAGCUCUUUCAUGUCGAAUUCUGUGCAUGUUUCCAGUUGUACUUGGCAAAGGUUGGUCUGAAAAAAAAGUGGUUGGAUUAAAUGUAUUUGACUUUUCUAUUGACUAUUGGACUCAUUUAGUUCUUUGGGUGAUUUGUAUUAUGUAAUAUAGUACAUAUCUGCACUGCAUCAGUCCAUUUAUUAAAUGUAUUCAUGUGGAGUCUACAUAACUCCACUUGUACACAUUUUACAACUGGUUAUAACUCGAUAUAAAGGCUGCACCCAUCUCUAUUGUUAUGUUUAGUAAAAGUCCAACCAUACGAACUAUGAGGGAGUACUUCAGCCACGUUUCAAUGACCGUACCUAAAUAUACCCCAAAUUGACAAGAAUGCACAUGACAGUUUAAGUCAAAGUUGUGCUUUUGAGUGAGAAGUCUCUUUACAAAUGCAAGCUUUUUAUCAAGUUAUGCAAUUCAUGAACAAUACAAUAACCGUAAUAUUCCUUCAGCAUUCAUGCUGAUAAUUAGACCAGUUCUUGACAAACCCGAUAUGGCUUUCUCCAUUCUGCCACGGAAAGAUGAGGGGCAACUAAAAUAGGAAAAGCUCAAGAUACAUUUUCCUCGGUUUUGAAAAAUAUUUAUUAGGCCUAAAGAUCACUUGAAUCAAGAGUACAUUUACAUACCAAAAGUUCCGAGCAACCAAAGCAUUGUACUUGCAUCUGACUUCUAUACACAUUAGGAGGUAGUGGACCCAACUGUGACAAAUGUCACUAAGGCUAGAGGGAACGUGCUCUCGACAGACGUCACCUUUUCCACUUCAAGCUAACCCUUGUCAACAGGAUCUUGCUUCUAGGAUUUUAAUUUGGGGCGUGUCUCAGGUGAGUGUUCCCUAACCACUUCAACCCCAAUGUAGGCGUCUGUUGGCUGGAACAGCUCCUCCGCUCCAGCUGUUAGCAAAGGAGAAAGUUGUGACGGCACACUUUGUCAAUAGACGCCCCUCUGAAGAGGUGAAAGCUUGAGGUGUGUGAAUGUUUGUGAUUUUUAAUGAGACAAUUAGAUUCCUCUUACCUUUAUGCUUGGUCUUGUACCUCUGGUAACAUCUGGACCCCAGAAUGAGCACUCCAGCCUCCAUCAGCUGGAAUAGGACGUAGACGAAAGGGAAUAUAGAGAGAUUCCCGAUGACUCCUGGCGGGAAACCCAACUUCAGAAUGGCGUAGGCCAGCUGGAUGUUCUGGCAGCCCGUUUCAAUGGAGAUGGUCCUCCGGGAUCUGGGAAUAAAAAUUGAUUAACAACGGGCCUACCUACAAAUAAAAGUUAUGUGAUCACCAGGAUAAUCAACCAUCCCCUAAACCACAACCAAUUGACUGAUGCUAUCAGUGAGUGGUUACCAUCACGCGGUGUCAAUAAUUGACCAGCCUAUUUAUAACGUUUUGGCCGGUAUUGGCCGUCAACUGCUGCGAAUAAGGCCACUCCUGUUAUGAAUUGUCAGUGUCUGAAUUAUACUUUUGUUCAACACUUCUACUUUGCUUCAUCGAUGAGGCUUCGACUGGCAAUCCACUUGUUUGCUUGAUUGAUCUUCC